AACUAAAGCACUACCCUGAGCCCAUCAAUAUAUAACUAGACAUUUUGAUUUAUAAUUUCGUUAAGUUUGAAAGAUCAAUAUUCCUCAACCAUUAUUACAUUGAAUGAAUGAUGUCAUCCCAAACUACCCUUGAAGAAAAUAUUGUGGAGCUACAAAUAUACAUAGAUACAAAUCAAACACCCCAAAAUUCACGACCAAAGAUACAAAGGGUGCCACGGUAUGUCAAAAAUAGAACAAAAUUUAAGGAGCAUUACAGCCCCAAGUUUGUGUCAAUAGGUCCUAUCCAUCAUGGCAAUACAGAUCUAAAGUUAGGAGAGAAGUACAAGCUUAUGUGGGCAGCAAAAUACAUCAAAAACACUGGAAGCAUUCAAAAGGAUCUAUACAAAAAAAUUGCUGAUAACAUUGAUGAAUUGAAGGGCCAUUUUAGCGACGAUGUUUUAACUUUAACCGGCGAGUCUCUUGAAGGCUAUCAUAGCCUUGAAGAAAAGUUAUCAUGGAUGUUGUUCGUGGAUGGAUGUUCUUUGCUACAUAUCUUGGAGAAAACCAUGCUUUAUGAACCAGGGCACAUGAAUGUUAAGGUUGAUCAACUGGUUCUUGUGAUGAUGGAUGUGCUUUUGUUGGAGAAUCAACUUCCUUAUCAAGUACUCAAGCUAUUGUGGAAAGAUAGCAAUGAGAGUGAAUUGAUAAAAAUUAUGACGAAUUUCCUCGACUGUCAUCAUUGGGCCACACUAGAUAAUAAGAGAAGCCGGAGGUGGCAACUCAAUCAAGAUACAACAACAAUACCCGCUCAUCUUCUUGAUCUUCAGCGUAAUAUCAUCCUCAUUAAAUCUACACCCAAGAUUGAAAACUAUAAAGCUAACAAGGAGAAUUGGAGAAUGAAGACGAUAUACAUGAACAUAAAAGAUCUAAAAGCACUAGGAAUAAGACUUAAGUCAAGCAAGACACGAAGGCCAAAAGACAUAGAUUUCACCGAAGGAUGGUUCACUGCAGAACUAACUCUUCCUGAGAUCGUUGUGGACGACACAUCAGCCACUACUUUCCUCAACCUGAUAGCAUAUGAGAUGUGUCCAAAUUUUGACAACGACUACGGAAUUUGUUCUUUUGUAGCUUUUAUGGACUCGCUCAUCGACCAUCCUGAAGAUGUGAAGGUACUGAGAUCAAAAGGAAUUUUGCUCAAUUCCCUUGGGAGUGAUGAGGAAGUUGCCGAACUUUUCAAUAUCAUAGGUACUGACUUGGUACCUAACCCAGAAACAUAUUUUGAAGUUAAAGCCAAAAUGAUUGAUCAUUACUAUAAAUACAGAACUGGGAUAGUGCGGGGUUAUUACACUUACUUCAGGAUUGCUGCAUUUAUCGCCAUUGCUCUUACUUUCAUUCAGACAGUGUUUACAGUUUACCCGGCAUUCAAAAAAGAUGGUUAGUUAUGACAAUGUUGUUUUCGUUAUGGCACUUCUCUAUGGAUUGUAUACCUUCUUGAGUCUUAACAAUGAGUAUUUAAAAAAUGAGGAGCGUCUUUUUUUU
Medicago truncatula (barrel medic) is the source of this 1518-nucleotide messenger RNA. RefSeq names its product UPF0481 protein At3g47200. The record is from RefSeq and is a predicted model, not a curated record. The transcript has 2 exons. The coding region runs from base 108 to 1418 and encodes 436 amino acids. NCBI's taxonomy places the organism in Eukaryota, Viridiplantae, Streptophyta, Magnoliopsida, Fabales, Fabaceae.